ACCUCCCACAAACAAAACACGUGAAACUGACACCAACCCACUUCUUUGACUGAAUUAUGGCACAGGGAAGAGGCAGUGCGGUGGUAGCUACGGCGGUGCUCUGCCUGCUUGCGGUGUCGCUUCACUGCGAGGUAGCUGAAGCCGCUACUUACGUGGUUGGCGGCCGCGGUGGCUGGUCCUUCAACGUCUCUGGCUGGUCAAGAGGCAAAAAGUUCAAGGCUGGCGACGUCCUUGUUUUCAGCUACCAAAAAGGAGCACAUAACGUGGUGGCAGUUAAUAAGGCGGGGUAUGAUAAGUGUAGCACCACUCCAAGAAAUACAAAGGUGUACACAAGUGGAAAAGACCGAAUUAGGCUUGUCAAGGGUCUCAACAACUUCAUUUGUACUCUUCCUGGUCACUGUGGUGCUGGCAUGAAGAUUCAAAUCUCUGCUUCUUAAACAUUUACAAAUAAUUAUAAAAAUAAAAUUAAAUAAACCGCGAAUUCUAGAAUAUUAUGUAUGUGUUACGAGUCUUGUGGUUUCAUUAAUAAAAAUCCACUCGGAAGUUAUAUUG
Helianthus annuus (common sunflower) is the source of this 552-nucleotide messenger RNA. RefSeq names its product basic blue protein. Bases 57 to 437 code for a protein of 126 amino acids. The transcript has 2 exons. Gene Ontology annotation, molecular function: electron transfer activity. Gene Ontology annotation, cellular component: plasma membrane. The record is from RefSeq and is a predicted model, not a curated record. Lineage: Eukaryota; Viridiplantae; Streptophyta; Magnoliopsida; Asterales; Asteraceae.